This is a messenger RNA of Rodentolepis nana, 1134 nucleotides long. The record is from the annotation of a GenBank genome assembly. Lineage: Eukaryota; Metazoa; Platyhelminthes; Cestoda; Cyclophyllidea; Hymenolepididae.
AUGAAUCAGCCUUCCCGUUGUGUUGUUCUCUCUGGUCCCGUUGCCUUCUGUCGAAAACAUAGUUCUCCCGACUUUCAGGACAAGUUUAAACGAAUGGCCAAACGCCACAAAAUGCCCACUUUUGAGACCGAAUUGAACCAAGAUCUUUCAAAUACUCCGCGGCCUUGCCCCUCGAAUGAUAUUAACUUUCUUCGGUUGAACAGUCCAGCAGCAAGGUUCCACGAGCACGUUACAGUAGAAGAUGUUGGAAACCUCUUGACAGGACAGCUCCAAUCAAAACAUGGAUCUUCUAAGUAUUCAGCAAAUGAAGGAUCGUCUUCAAGCCUUUCAGAGAGCACACACUCAAUUCCUGAGGAUAUAAUCAAACUUAUCCUUGCUUAUUGGAGGAUUAAACGGCGCUCGGAAUUCAACAAUCCUCUUGUUCAUAAACCACCCUCCCAUUGGACUGUCGAUCUUGUCGAAGCACAGAAAACUGAACCCCAGAAGAUUAAUGACGAGACAAUGGUUCUUGAUAGCGUCGAUGAGAAAUGCGACUAUGUUCGAAAUAGUCUAAAACAGGCUCGAACAAUGGCAGAUAUGGUAGUUCAGCGGGAGCGAAGAAAGACGGAUUUGGUUCAAACAAUGAGGAAUAUAACUGAUGUUCAAUUGGAUAGUGUUGUACAAGACCCGAUUGGGGCGACAAUGGAUGAAGUGAUAAAUACAGCUCAUCUUUACGAACCUGAGUAUGAUCGUCGUCUCAUAUCAACUCUGAGUCGGAGAAGGCGAGGUUCUAAUAGAACGGUCCUUACAAAGUUUGUGACUGGAAAUGAAGUCAUUGAUUCGAUUCCUAGAGAGGAGUUGAUGUUCUGUGAGAAAGCUGUCGCCAUGAUCAAGGAAGGCUUUGCCCGCAAACGUGGUAGACCAAGGACACGUCCUGUAUCGGAGCUGCCUACUUCAAAGUGGUUUUCCUAUCAGGUGGAUAAUGGAGAUUUCUUGAUUCCUCGAAUGCCAGCUAGGCGUCGUGGGAGACCUAGAAGUGUCUUGACGAGUGUGGAGAGCAAUGCGGAAGAAAAAGGCAUUUUACCGGCCCAAGAAUGUUCUGUCGAAAUGGUCAACAUCAACAUCCCAAUGGAGAUUGUGGAUUUAACUCCCUGA